This is a messenger RNA of Lepisosteus oculatus (spotted gar), 4036 nucleotides long. RefSeq names its product nucleobindin-2. The record is from RefSeq and is a predicted model, not a curated record. Gene Ontology annotation, molecular function: calcium ion binding. Gene Ontology annotation, cellular component: extracellular exosome; endoplasmic reticulum-Golgi intermediate compartment. NCBI's taxonomy places the organism in Eukaryota, Metazoa, Chordata, Actinopteri, Semionotiformes, Lepisosteidae.
AAGGCUCUGGUUUGUGUUACAGUAAAACUAUAACUGGAGCUGCGGCGGAGACCUAGGUGAAUGAAGGAUCCUGCAAAGAAGCGACGAAAGAUUGUUUUUUCAAAAAAAGGCGAUGACAGCUAACAGAAUGUGUUGGAGUGUGGGCUUGAGCCACUGCUGUUUAGUGCUCGCUUGUCUGCUCAUUUGUGCUGAAGCCGUGCCUAUAAGUAUAGACAAGACAAAAGUAAGCCCUCCACCAGAGAAACCAGAAGAAAAGACACAAAAUGUGGACACUGGACUGCACUAUGACCGUUACCUCAGGGAAGUCAUUGAUUUUCUAGAAAAAGACCAACAUUUCAGAGAGAAGCUGCACAACACAGACAUGGAGGACAUCAAGAAAGGAAAACUAGCCAAAGAGCUGGAUUUCGUCAGUCACAAUGUGAGAACAAAGCUGGAUGAGUUGAAGAGGCAGGAAGUGAGCAGGUUGCGGACCCUGAUCAAAGCCAAGCAAGAUAUUGAAGGGGGAAAAGACAUGGCAAUUGACCAUCAAGCCCUGCUGAAGCAGUUUGAAUACCUGAACCACAUGAACCCUCACACUUUUGAAGUUGAUGACUUGGACAGGCUGAUUAAAUCGGCCACGAGGGAUCUUGAAAACUACGACAAGGAGCGGCACGAGGAGUUCAAGAGGUACGAGAUGAUGAAGGAGCACGAGCGGAGAGAGCACCUGAGGACGCUCGACGAAGAGAACCGGCAGAAGGAGGAGGAGCACUAUGAAGAACUGAAGAAGAAGCACGCCGACCACCCCAAAAUCAACCACCCGGGUAGUCAGGACCAACUGAAGGAAGUCUGGGAGGAAGCUGAUGGCCUGGAUCCGGAAGAUUUUGACCCAAAGACUUUCUUUAACCUGCAUGAUACCAAUGGAGACGGUUACUUUGAUGAACAGGAGUUGGAAGCCCUUUUUACAAAAGAGUUAGAGAAGCUCUAUGACCCCACUAAUGAAGAAGAUGACAUGGUGGAGAUGGAAGAGGAGAGACUCAGAAUGAGGGAACAUGUCAUGAAUGAGGUUGACAUAAACAAGGACAGACUGGUUUCUUUAGAUGAGUUCUUAGUCGCUACAAAGAAAAAGGAAUUCUUGGAGCCAGAAAGCUGGGAGACCCUGGAACAAAAUCCUGCUUACACAGAUGAAGAGCUCAAGGAAUUUGAGGAACAGCUUGCCAAAGAGGAGCAAGACCUGAACCAAAAAUCAGCUGAUCUACAGAAACAAAAGGAAGAGCUUGAGAGACAACAGGAACAGCUGAACGCUCAGAAGCUGGAACUUCAGCAGGCUGUACAACACAUGGAGAAGUUAAAAAGUCAAAAAGAUCAGGCUCCCCCAGAGGAUAAUGAAGGUGGGAAUGCACCCCCAGCUCCACCGGCAGGAAAUAAUGAGCCUCUACCUCCGGGACAGAAGGAGGAGAUACAGUCUCACCCCUAAUCGUUGUGCCUUUUGGGUACAGUACGUACUGUAUGUAUGUGGCCGUGUAUACACGCAGCCCGUGAGCAGCGUAGACGUACACAUACACACGACGACCUGCAAAUGAUUUGGAAAAGAAAUCCUUGCAUAAUUCUGUUUCCCCUGUUACCGUUUAAUUUCAUUGUCAGGGUAUGAACUGUAAAGAUGGUAAAUUAUUUAAAACCAGAACUUUGGAGACGGAUCUGUUGCUCUUGCAAAGAAAGAUGUCCAAGAUCACCUAACAAUUGCAACAUGAGGAUCAGUCCGAUUCUUAAUUGCUGUCUUUGGUCUUAAAGGUUUCAAUCUUGUUUUUUUUCCUACAACGGUAUGUUUUAUUAUUUAUCCAGGCUGAAUAAUAUUUUACAAUUAAUCCUAUGAGUAAGAUGAAUAAAGAAGGUUCCUUACAAUCUAUUUUGUGCUUCAUAAAGUGCAAUAUGUGUGGUUUAUAAGCCAAGGUAAUUUGUGUACUCUGAAAAUUGCAGGAUUAAUCCUUGAUGUAUAAAAAUUGGUUCCUUGCUAUAUUUUGUGCUACAGAAAGUGCAAUAUAUGUUUUUUUUAUGGUAAGGUAAUUUGAACCUAUACCUUUUGGUAAAAGGUCAUAAAUUCUAAUAUUAAACAAAAACUUGUUAAGACUGUCACAUUUUCCAACUGUUUUUUUAUUAAACUAAGGGAGACAUGAUCAUAUACCAUAUUAUUAAUGGUGGUCAAUGCUAAACAUGAAAACACUCCCCACUCACAAAAAUAAUUUGUAACUAAAAACUAUUAUUAGACAUUUGUUUCUAUCAGUAACUUUGCAAUGCAUGUCUUAUUUUCCUUGACUCAUAUUUAUCAAGUCCCGUUAUUUAGCAGAAUGUGGUCUCAGGAUAUAUAAUGUGCUAAGUGAUUUGGGGUUCAAAUUAUACUUGCAUGAAAAAAAGUCUGAAUGUACAGAGCUUUCUGUGCUACAAAAUAAGUCAUUCAGAAACCAACUUGGUGGCAAAAACACUUGAUUACUGUUUUGUGGAUACAAACACGUGGUGUUCAUAUGAUGAUUAGGUGUACAGUAAGACUAUUUACAGUUCAUAUGCCAUUAUAUAGUCUUUUAAUUUAAAUAGCUUUCAUUUUAAUUAGUGUGGGAUUUCCUUUUUGUAUAUACAUAAUGCAUUUGUUAAUGACCAUCUUUUGAGUUAUUUGAAAAUAAUAAAACAAUGUAAUGCACUGUUUCUUCAGUCUAUAUUUGAAUGGCCCCAAAACUUUUUAUUCAUAUAAAUUUAAAACAUUUAUGUUUUACUUAAAAACUAAUCAUUUUGGUUUGGGUUCUACUUCAAUAAUACAUUUAAGGUCAAACAGUGAAAAGAUACGAGUGCAAUUCAAUACACAAUGUUCAGCUGCUUCUUUUUGAGUUGGGGUACCCUUCCUACAAGUCUUUUAAUUUUAUUUCAUCCUGUAUGAAUAAGAAUAAAAUGUAAAAUGUCAAUAAUAAGUUACUAAGAAGUUUUAUUGCACGUUUGUAUUUAAACGCUGAAAACUUGGAGAGAUUAAUUUCUGCCUCUCAGUUUUCAGAGUGGCAUGCUCCUGCAGUGGGUAGCUCCUUCACAGUGCUGGAGCCCUGGGUUCAGUUCCAGAUCUGGGGUGCUAUCCGAGUGGAGUCUGUAUGUUCUCUCUGCGUUUGCAUGGGUUUCCUCCCAGAUCUAUUGUUAACUUAAUAAGCUUCCCAGAAAACUGGCCCUGGUGUGACAGCAUGGUGUCUGUGUGUGCGCCCUGUGGUGGACUGGCGUGCCGUCCAGGGCUGUAUCCUGCCUUUUGCCCGUUGUAUGAUGGGAUAGGCUCUAGCUUAGAAAGGGGAUGGAUUUUUUUGAAGAUGUGCAUGCAGGACGGCGAGAACAAGUCCUCUGCAUCAUGUAAGUCUAGGAAAGGGGAGCAAGUUAAGGACCAAAAUGCAGCAAGUGUUUAUUAUCCAGGACAAUUUUCAAUCCAGGGCUUUUUAAUUUUGUUUCCAAAUAUUUAUAUUGGGUAUGCUUAAUUUAUAUUUGGGAAGGUUUGUACUAUACAUGAUUUAACAUGGCACUGUCUUAAUCAAUUUAUGUAUCAAAACACCUAGGGGAUUUUCUAUGUGGUCUACAAUUCACCUAAAUUUUACUGGACCAAUGAAACAUUAACUGAGAUGAGCAAUUAUGGGUAUUUCUCUGGAAUGGGCCAGACACUGUAUUCUCUCCUUCUGCAUUUCUGUAUGUUUUCUUCUUAUAGAAUGGUAAACUAGUCUGGAGAAAGGAUUAUUUUAAAAGUGGCCAUCAAACAGAUGUAAAUCAUUUCAAUGUGUACCUUUUUAAAUGAAAAAAUAAUUCACAAUGAUCUUUAACACAGUUCAUUGUGUAAGAAAUGAAAGAAUAGAUAAAUGUUUUGCUUCAUUUUUUUUUUAAUUCCAUGAUCUGUGUACAGAAAUUUCAAGAGUUUGUAUCCCUGAAGUUAUUAAAAAGAAACGUUGCAGAUCGGCUUUUAUUCCCCAUCCAUAUGUAUGCUUAUUGUGUUUGGUACAAAGUGGUCCAUUGUUUUAUUAAAUGAAAAGAUAAAGCUGUUUCAAAGCUA